UUACACCAGCAUCCAUUCUGCUAAGAAACAGAGUGAAGAUGUGGAGAUCAACGUGUGUGACUUUGACCCUGCUCAUGUGUUUAAAAGGUUCACUUUCUCAGCUGAAUGUUUGUGGACAAGCCCCUCUAAACAACCGUAUUGUGGGUGGUGUGGAUGCUCCUGAUGGGUCGUGGCCGUGGCAGGUCAGUCUGCACAGCACCGCCUAUGGAGGUCAUUUUUGCGGAGGAUCCCUCAUCAACAAUGAAUGGGUGCUGACGGCAGCUCACUGUUUACCUGGGAUCAGCACGUCCAGUCUGCGUGUGUACUUGGGAAGGAGGACACAGCAGGGAACAAAUCCCAAUGAAGUCCUAAGAACUGUGAGAACGAAAAUCGUUCACCCCUCCUACAACAGCGACACAUAUGACAAUGACAUCGCUCUGCUGCGCCUGUCCUCCACCGUUACCUUCAAUAACUACAUUAAACCGGUUUGUCUGGCAGCCCAGACCAGUGUCUUCAGUGCCGGCACCAGCAGCUGGAUCACAGGAUGGGGAGAUGUUCAAUCUGGAGUGAACCUAGCAGCUCCUGGGAUUCUGCAGGAAACUAUGGUUCCAGUCGUGGACAACACUCGAUGUAAUAAUCUGCUGGGUUCUGGAUCGGUCACCAGCAACAUGAUCUGUGCUGGUUUAUUGGAGGGAGGCAGAGACGCCUGCCAGGGUGACUCUGGUGGUCCAAUGGUGAGUCAGCAGUGUAAAGUGUGGGUACAGGCUGGUGUCACCAGCUGGGGGUAUGGCUGUGCCGAUCCCAACUCUCCUGGGGUUUACACCCGUGUGUCUCGAUAUCAGUCUUGGAUCACAAACACCAUCGUUCGAAACCUGCCGGGAUUUGUCACCUUCAACCCCCCAAGCUCAUGCUCCUCUGCCAGCCUAACCUCAACCUCCUGUUGGGGAAGAUGCAACGAGAAGUACAACUCUUCAUAUCGCUGCAACUGCAAUACUUUGUGCACAACAAAUUGCUGCAGUGAUUAUAGGCAGCGCUGUGUCGGGCACAGAGUGACUGGGAAGAUGCGGAGAACGACGUGUGUGAUUUUGACCCUGCUCAUGUUUGUAAAAGGUUCACUUUCUCAGCUGAAUGUUUGUGGACAAGCCCCUCUAAACACCCGUAUUGUGGGUGGUGUGAAUGCUCCUGAUGGAUCGUGGCCGUGGCAGGUCAGUCUGCACAGCACCGCCUAUGGAGGUCAUUUUUGCGGAGGAUCCCUCAUCAACAAUGAAUGGGUGCUGACGGCAGCUCACUGUUUACCUGGGAUCAGCACGUCCAGUCUGCGUGUGUACUUGGGAAGGAGGACACAGCAGGGAACAAAUCCCAAUGAAGUCCUAAGAACUGUGAGAACGAAAAUCGUUCACCCCUCCUACAACAGCAACACAAAUGACAAUGACAUCGCUCUGCUGCGCCUGUCCUCAAGAGUUACCUUCAAUAACUACAUUAAACCUGUUUGUCUGGCAGCCCAGAACAGCGUCUUCAGUGCCGGCACCAGUAGCUGGAUCACAGGAUGGGGAGAUGUUCAAUCUGGAGUGAGCCUAGCUGCUCCUGGGAUUCUGCAGGAAACUAUGGUUCCAGUCGUUGACAACACUCGAUGUAAUAAUUUGCUGGGUUCUGGAUCUGUUACCAGCAACAUGAUCUGUGCUGGUUUGACGCAGGGAGGCAAAGACACCUGCCAGGGUGACUCUGGUGGUCCAAUGGUGAGUCAGCAGUGUAAAGUGUGGGUACAGGCUGGUAUCACCAGCUGGGGGUAUGGCUGUGCCGAUCCCAACUCUCCUGGGGUUUACACCCGUGUGUCUCGAUAUCAGUCUUGGAUCACAAACAACAUCAGUCAGAACCAGCCGGGAUUUGUCACCUUCAGCCCUCCAAAAUCAUGCUCCUCUGCCAGCCUAACCUCAACCUCCUGUAGGGGAAGAUGCAACGAGAAGUACAACUCUUCAUAUCGCUGCAACUGUAAUACUAACUGCACAACAAAUUGCUGCAGUGAUUACACACAGCGCUGUGUCGUGUGAAGUAUACCAUAACUCCCCGGAUUCCUCAAAAACAGGUUUAUAAGCAUCUCACUUGAACACAAGUCAGGUGCGAAAACAUCUUUAUCUGCCUGUUCUACCAGAGAUUUUACUUCAGCGCUGCUUUGGAAACGUUGCAGUGCAAACAGUCUGUCAAAGAUUGGCUGCACUGACUACACUCAGGGGUGUAAAUGUAUAUUGUUUAUUUUCAUCAUAAGUUUAACAACAGCACAUAUCUCACUCCUUAAGUAGUAUUUGUAUCUCUCUCUCUCUUUUGUUUGUACUAACUGUAACCAGCUAGAUUAAUUGUAGGCACUUUUAAAAAAAAUCUUCAUUUACCUUUUUUUUUAAUGUAGCUACAUUUCUUAUAUAAAAUUGUUAAUAUAACAAUGACAUGGAAUUUAAAAUUGAUGUCUUCAUUUGUGAUCACAUAUGUUUCUGCUGAACAAUUAAUGGCAAUUUCUUUGAGUUUAAAUUAAUAUUUAUGUAACCAAAUUACUGAACAUAUAAUAAGCAAUGUACUGUAUAGGGCCUAAUGAUAUCAUGGAUUUGAAAAGAAUCAUUAAAUACUUCUAAACACUA
Messenger RNA from Pimephales promelas (fathead minnow), 2606 nucleotides. RefSeq names its product trypsin. The record is from RefSeq and is a predicted model, not a curated record. Gene Ontology annotation, biological process: proteolysis. Gene Ontology annotation, molecular function: serine-type endopeptidase activity. NCBI's taxonomy places the organism in Eukaryota, Metazoa, Chordata, Actinopteri, Cypriniformes, Leuciscidae.